AUGGAAGCUCCAGAGACAGAGACAGAGACGGAGACGGCAGCCGAAAUUGUAUGCAGCGACCAGCAGCGGUUUUGGGCGUGUUUGAGGGAGCAUUACAGCGCGUACGGCAUCACCACUACGUGGGAAUCUCGUCCUGGAGUACGUUGGCCAGCUGGAAGCAAGAAGGUCAACCCGCACGCUCUGUAUGUGGAGAUCAGUGGACGAGGAGGCUUCUUCCACGCAUCGGCGGAUAAGAGGAACUGGUGGGAGGUAGCGAAGAUCGUGGGCGUGCCUCCUGGACUGGCUGGAACCCUCUCGUACCAGGUGAAGCAACUCUACGCUGAGCGGCUGCUGUGA
Messenger RNA from Arthroderma uncinatum, 336 nucleotides. RefSeq lists its product as uncharacterized. The record is from RefSeq and is a predicted model, not a curated record. NCBI's taxonomy places the organism in Eukaryota, Fungi, Ascomycota, Eurotiomycetes, Onygenales, Arthrodermataceae. Bases 1 to 336 code for a protein of 111 amino acids. Gene Ontology annotation, molecular function: DNA binding. The transcript is spliced from 2 exons.